AUGUCGUCGAAGUCGCUGUUCUGGACGAUCACCGGUAUCGCCGCCGCCGCCGCCGUGGGCUAUGCCGUCUACUUUGACUACAGAAGAAGACACGACGUCAAUUUCCGCCGCCAGUUGAAGAAGCGGGCCGUCGACCAGGAGAAGCAGGCGCUGAAGUUGGCCCAUGAGCUGAAACAGCUCAAAUUGGAGCUGGUGAAGCAGGCGCUUUUGGACGACUUGGCCGCCAACCCCAUCCCCACCGACUUGUCGGAGAAGGAGCUGUUCUUCAUGCAACAGGUGGCGCUUGGUGAGCAGUUGGCGACGAAGCCUCAACUCAAGAUCGACGCCGCCAUCUGCUUCUACAAGGCGUUGGCGGUGUACCCCAACCCCACCGACAUCCUUGGCAUCUACCAAAGAUCGGUGCCCCAGGACGUCUACGAGGUCGUCGUGAUGAUGAUCGCCGCCCACCCGCCGGCGGCGAUCAACAACAUCUUGGGCGAGCAGGCGACCGUCGUCGAGGUCGACGCCGCCGAAACCCUCGACUAA
Molecule: messenger RNA, 525 nt
Organism: Diutina rugosa
Lineage: Eukaryota; Fungi; Ascomycota; Pichiomycetes; Serinales; Debaryomycetaceae
Gene: TOM20
Product: Tom20p
Exons: 1
Coding region: 1-525 (174 amino acids)
Biological process (GO): protein import into mitochondrial matrix; protein targeting; tRNA import into mitochondrion
Cellular component (GO): mitochondrial outer membrane translocase complex; mitochondrial outer membrane
Molecular function (GO): transmembrane protein transporter activity
Source: RefSeq, a predicted model, not a curated record